Solea solea (common sole) is the source of this 4876-nucleotide messenger RNA. RefSeq names its product trans-golgi network protein 2 (gene tgoln2). The transcript is spliced from 4 exons. NCBI's taxonomy places the organism in Eukaryota, Metazoa, Chordata, Actinopteri, Pleuronectiformes, Soleidae. The record is from RefSeq and is a predicted model, not a curated record. The coding region runs from base 181 to 1362 and encodes 393 amino acids.
GAGAAGAGUGAGGUGGUUUGAACACGGAAGCAGGAACAACUUGUCACCUACAGUCGCGUCUUAUUCAACCUGUCGACCCGGAUUUGUCAACGCGGAUUUGUGUCGUGGACGCCUCAGAGUAAACCCAGAACUACAGGAUUAAUUCUCGUUUUCUUCACCGGUGUGUCCGUGGAAAACAAAAUGAAGACGCUUUUCUUGUUUCUCGCGAUAUUUCUGCUCAGCAGUUUGGUCUCAGCACGAAAUGAUGGAUCCAAUGCCGGGGCCGCUGCGCAGAAACCGGAUGCCGCUGCGCAGUCAGCGGAUGCCGGGGCCGCUGCACUGAAACCGGAUGCCGCUGACAGGGCGCAGUCACCGGAUGACGGGGCCGCUGCGCAGAAGCCGGAUGCCGCUGACGGGGCUGCUGCGCAGAAGCCGGAUACCGCUGACGGGGCCGCUGCGCAGAAACCGGAUGCCGGGGACACUGCGCAGAAACCGGAUGCCGCUGACGGGGUGCAGUCACCGGAUGACGGGGCCGCUGCGCAGAAGCCGGAUGCCGCUGACGGGGCGCAGUCACCGGAUGACGGGGCCGCUGCGCAGAAGCCGGAUGCCGCUGACGGGGCCACUGCGCAGAAACCGGAUGCCGGGGCCACUGCGCAGAAACCGGAUGCCGGGGCCACUGCGCAGAAACCGGAUGCCGGGGCCACUGCGCAGAAACCGGAUGCCGGGGCCAAUGCGCUGAAACCGGAUGCCGCUGACGGGGCGCAGUCACCGGAUGACGGGGCCGCUGCGCAGAAGCCGGAUGCCGCUGACGGGGCCGCUGCGCAGAAGCCGGAUGCCGCUGACGGGGCCGCUGCGCAGAAGCCGGAUGCCGCUGACGGGGCCGCUGCGCAGAAGCCGGAUGCCGCUGACGGGGCCCCUGCGCAGAAGCCGGAUGCCGCUGACGGGGCCGCUGCGCUGAAACCGGAUGCCGGGGCCACUGGGCAGAAGCCGGAUGCCGGGGCCACUGGGCAGAAGCCGGAUGCUGGGGCCACUGGGCAGAAGCCGGAUGCUGGGCCCGCUGCACAGAAGCCGGAUGCCGGGGCCACUGCAGAGAAGCCGGAUGCCGCUGACGGCGUGCAGAAGCCGGAUGCCAGGGACGGUGAAGAAAGUGAAAAUGGAGAUAAAAGAAAGAAAAUUCAGCCGAAUUUUACUGGAAUGAAGGAGGAGGCAGAGAGCAGCCAUUUCUUUGCCUACCUGGUCUCGGCAGCCGUGCUGGUGGCCGUGCUCUACAUCACUUACCACAACAAGCGCAAGAUAAUUGCAUUUCUUUUGGAGGGAAAGCGAUCUACAUCCGCACGUCGUCAUAGAUCUGCUGAAUACCAGAAACUGGAACAGCAGCCGUGAUCUAAAAUCGUGCUCAUGAAGUCCUUGCCUUGGAGCAGCUGAUUGCACUGUGGUGUCUUGUGAGAAGAGGGCGUGUGGAUUUUGGCGUAAAGAUAUUUUGUCAGUGUUCGCCUUGUUGGUUUCACCUUGUGUCAAAUGGACUUUGCUCUGUUUUUUGUACCUUUUUUAGAUGCUUAUUGCAUGACUAUGCACAUGACAUUGUUGCCUUACUGAGGGAUUUGGUGAAAUGCAGCGAAGGUAAAAUUAGCAUGGUGUUUUUUUGCACUUGCGAUGCUAUUCCCGCUUUUUAGGCAAUCGUGUAAUUUGACCUGACUCAGGACAUACGGUAGCAGAUGGAAAUAUUAGCAGUUUGUAAUUCCAACUUUUUUGUUCAGUACAUCAGUGAUCACACUGUGUACUUAAAUAAGCCAUUUGAAUCUGUUAAAAAAGAAAAGAAAAAAUAAUUAGCUUUGUAAAAGUUCUGUAUGUAUGAUUUAAAUGUCGAUUAGACGAAAGGUAGCGAGACUUAAUUUAGAUGUACAGAAGUUGCACAAUGGAAUUUCUGCUUUACAACCCUAUGGUGUUGGCAAGAUAUACGUUAUAGCAACCAGAGCAUGUGAGCGAAGCUCAGUGAGCACAGAAGGAUUUUGGCCACAGUGCAAUAUUUAAGAAAAUUUGAUUGUCACCUUUAUCAUUGCUCAGUUUGCCCACACCAUGUUUCUGAAGAUGAUGCUGAUGAAGGAGCACCUCUGCUAGUGUACAAACUAUUUGGACUUAGUCAAUACAAUGUUCAAUUGGUCCAAUCCUGGCCAAAAUAACUAGAUCAAAAAUAAUAUCACAAGCAACAUGGUGCAAAGUUAGAUGUUCAUUACCAAUUUGAUGAAUGUGUAAGUGAGGGCUGCAAUUGUCUGCCUGAAAUGAAAUGGCAGUUAAUGCAUCAGCACUUAUGUCUUAUUAACAGCUAAAUUCUUUAAAAUUGGUAAAAGACUAUACUGGACUCAUAUUUGUAUGGGAAGGUUUGCGAUAAGUUUACAUCCACAAUGUCCAGGUUCACAAGCUUCAGAUGUCGGUAAAUGAGGUGAAAAUUGACUGCCGCGGACAGCGAUAAUCAUCAGACAAUAUGCAGCGACUGGUUGCGUACAACUACGUGAGCUACUUUUCCGCUUUACUCGCAUGCUCUAUGACACCCUUUAUUUUCAGAAUGAGAUGUUUGCACAGUGCUAACCCACCUCAGCUUCAGGCUGAUACCCGAACAUGUUGACAGAUUAACAGACCAAUGUUGUUUAAGUAAUAGUUUAUCAUUUAUUUAUUUAUGUAUGUUAAAAAGUUGGCUAUUUUACUGAAUGUUGUGUGGAAAGAAAAGCGCUAAAGGUAUAGCUAGUUACCAUUUAGUCCAAUUUAGUUGAAAAGGUGACUCUUUAUUGUCAGAAAUGUACAAACAUCUGCUUCCCCGACUAGUCGGCGUGUAUAAAUGGCUCAACAACUCUCUUAUAGCAUCCUGCUAUGAGUAUAGCUAGCAUCCAUUUUGUUAAUUCUAGCAAAAUACUAACUUUUCUGUUUCAGGAAUGUAUGAAUUUCCACCUCCCUAUACAUUUAAGGACGAUUAGUAAACAUGUAUAAAAAAUAUCAACAACUUUCUUAUGGUGUCCGGGAAGAAAAGCGCUAACUGUAGCUGAAAAACUUUCAUGUGUAGUAACUAGUUGACAUGUAUGAAAAGCUCAACAACGGUCUCUAGCUAGCAGCUAGCCAGUUUGUUCCUUCUAGCAAAAGGCUAACUUUUCCAUUUCAGAAAUGUAUAAAAAUCCACUAACCUGAAUUUUUUAAGAUGACUAGUAAACAUGUAUGAAAAUAUCAACAACUCUCUCAUAGCAUCCCAGGAAGGAAAGUGCAAAAUAUAAAGCUAGUGGCCAUUUUGUUCAUCCUAGCUGACAUUUUUUGUGUCAGAAUUGUAUAAAAAGUCUGACUCUCUCGCAUAUUUAAAGAUACUUGUUUAAAAUGUAUAAAAACGUCAACAAUUUUUAAUGGCAUUACAGAAAGAAAAGUGCUAAAGGUAUAGUUAGCAUUUAGUUCAGCCUAGCACGAAAAAUGACAUCUCUCAUAAAUUCUGACUUCUGUCAGAAAUGUACAAAAAUCAGCCUCCCCAAACAUUUAAAGACAACUAAUUGACAUGUAUGAAAAGCUCAAGAACGGUUUCAUAGCAUCCCAGGAAGAAAGGUGCUAUGAGUGUAGCUAGCAGCUAUUUUGUUCGUCCUAGCCAAAAACCAACCUUUCUGUUUCAGAAAUGUAUAAAAAUCCACUUCCCCCACAUUUUUUAAGAUGACUUGUAAACAUGUAUGGAAAUAUCAACAACUCUCUCAUCGUGUCCCGGGAAGAAAAGUGCUACGAGCAUAGCUAGCAGCCAUUUUGUUCAUCCUAGCAAAAUAAUUACUUUUUGGUGUCAGAAUUGUAUAAAAAUCUGCCUCCCUCGCAUAUAUAAAGAUGCCUGGGUAACAUCAACGAGUGCUAAAGGUAUGGUUAGCUGCUAUUUAUUUUAACCGAGCUGAAAGAGUGACCCUUUUCUGUCAGAAAUGUAUAAAAAUCCACCUCCCCGAACAUUUGAAGACAACUCGUAAAUGUGUAUAAAAUUAUCAACAAUCUUAUCGCGUUCCAGAAAAGAAAACCAGGUUGGGUUUAUAGCUAGCUGCUAUUUUGUUCAUUAUAGCCAAGAAAAAGUGAACUUUCUGCAUCAGGACAUUUAAACUGAUUGGUUGACAUGCUAUAUUUAUUUUGUGUAACUUAUACAGAAAAAUGUAAGAGUCUGCCGUUUUCCUCAGGGCAUUUUCGGCACCAGAGGAUGUAUGCUAAGCUAUGUUAGUCAUCUUUGCUGCACAGACACAGGAGCAGAAUCGAUCGUAUCUAUAUUCACAGUAAAUUCAAAAAGCCGGUUUCCAUAGAAUGUUGAGCCAGUCCACUGAAAGAUAACUGAGUAUAUUUUGGUUGAGGGUUAUGACUUAAAAAAAGGGUGAUUUGGAAGAGGAAAUUGCAGCGAAACAGCUGCUUUGUUUUGACCAUAGGUGUAAAAGUUGACCACUAAUGCGUUCUAUUUAAAUUUUCUUCUCGAGUAGAUGUGCGUGUUGUUUAAUGCUGACUUGUGCCAAAAUUGUGAAUGAUUUAUUGUGAUUUAAAUGUGACUCUUAUUUUUGUGCCUGUUUCAUAAAUGAAUACUAUAUUUUUUACUGGGUCAUGAUCUAUGGAAAGCCCCUUCUGUUUCAUGGAGAACAUAAAUCAAAUGUUUCUUUGCAAGUCAUAUUUCAUGUUUUGUCCAGAAAGCAAUAUUUUUUUAAUGAAAUUAAUCAUUUUCAUGUCCAGAUUUUUUUUUUUUUCUUCCUUUCAUGGCAAAACAACUGUAAAUCAAUUGAGAUGUUAACUAAUUGUUUUAAUUUAUUUCAUUAUUGCUCUCCAUAAAAACAUCCUGCUGUCCUUUUUAAAUAUUCAUUGUUGAACAAACAAAGAUAAUUGGUUAUUAAAUAAAUGCUUUUUGUACUUUCUAGGCUCA